This is a messenger RNA of Colletotrichum truncatum, 1590 nucleotides long. RefSeq lists its product as uncharacterized. The record is from RefSeq and is a predicted model, not a curated record. NCBI's taxonomy places the organism in Eukaryota, Fungi, Ascomycota, Sordariomycetes, Glomerellales, Glomerellaceae.
AUGCCAUCACUCUGGGGUUCAAAGAACAUAAACGACGAUGAAGUGGAUGAGGGGUUACCGGAAGAGAGGAGGUCGACUGAGCACGAAACGCGCGUGCCGAACGAACACACCCGCCUGCUGCCGAACCGACUUGACAGCGACAACCGCCAAUUUCUUACACCAGAUGAUCCUGCGGUGUCGCCGUACAACCUAUGGACGGUGCGGGUGAUGCGAUGGGUCACAGUGUUCUUCGCGGCAAUUACCUUUGUAUGGUGGAUCCUCAACCUGGUGUCCAUCUUCGUCACCCCGCCUGGACUACACACGCGUGGCUCGGGCUUCUUCGCAUUCAGCUACUCAAGCCUGUCACUCUUCACGCUCUUGUUUACCCUAGUAUUCUUUGGGGCACCCUCAGCCGCUGUGCGGGUGCUGUCCAUUUUCAUGGCUGUCAUGUUACUUGUCGACGCUAUUCUUAUCCUUGCCGUCCAGAAGAACAGAUACGAGGAAGGCGCCGUGGGAGUUGCCAGUGUCAUAUGGGCCUUUCUCAUGAGCCUUUGGACGUUGCUUGCUGAUCGAACGGUGAAAUGGGGCAAGGCCGAGGAAGAGGAACGGCUCACCGGCCGAAUCGAGACGAGACGAACGGUAUUGGAAUGGACAGAGGUGCUCAUCUCCACGAUUGCAUACGUGAUACUGUCGCUGGUUAUCAUCCUGAUCACCUGUACCCUGGUUCUCAGAUCCCUAGAUGCCGGAUUUGGCCCACCGGGUGAACAAUACUGGGUAGAUGGUGACCAGUACCGGAUUCAUGUCUAUUGUGAGGGCAACGGCACUGACACUGCUGGCAACAAAUUGCCAACUGUCCUUUUCGAGGGUGGUGACUUGCCAGUAGAGAACGGGUUGUGGCAGCUUGCACAGGGGGCUCUUAAGAACGGAUCGAUCUCAAGAUAUUGUUUCGCUGAUCGACCUGGUUACGGUUGGAGCGAUACUGCGCCGAGCCCACUCUCUGCUGGCAUGGCGACAGAUGCCCUGAGUGAGGCUCUUGCACGGGCUGGCGAGCAGGGGCCCUGGAUUGUGGCGAGUGCUGGUAUUGGUUCAGUAUACUCCCGUAUAUUUUCUUCUCGACAUGGCAAGGAAGUAAGCGGUAUUCUCAUGAUUGACCCCCUCCAUGAGGACUUACUUCACCGAGUAUCGGCUCCCGGUAGAGGAUUCCUUUUCUGGUUGCGUGGCAUCAUCUCGCCUCUCGGACUCGAACAGCUGCCAGGCGCCCUAUUCCGAGGACGCACUAGCGCUGAUCGCGUUUGGGGUCGCUCAGCCAGACAAAGCGGCAAGUACCUAUUUACGAAGCUGCAGGAGAGUCUGGUAGCCGACUCGCUCACAAAGCGAGAAGUUAUCAGCGGCAAGGCAAUCCAGUAUCCCGACACGCCUUUAGUACUCAUAACCUCCGGAGACAAAAUUCGAAAAGACAGUGUCUGGGAAGACAAGCAGCGGGACCUCAGCCAUCUGACAAGAAACUUGAAGCAUUGGGAUAUUGUCGACAAGGCACCUCACAACGUAUGGGAGACAUAUCAGGGACGACAGAAGAUCGAAAAGAGGCUUCGACAACUGGUCCAUGCGUAA